Mus caroli (Ryukyu mouse) is the source of this 1728-nucleotide messenger RNA. The record is from RefSeq and is a predicted model, not a curated record. NCBI's taxonomy places the organism in Eukaryota, Metazoa, Chordata, Mammalia, Rodentia, Muridae.
GUCAAUGUUUCUCUCCCACUACAGGACAAAUGGGAACGGCUGGCUGAUCAGGACUCCUCUAUAGAGAUCUUUCAACAUAUCUCCUUAAUGACCCUAGACACUGUCAUGAAAUGUGCCUUCAGCCACAAGGGCAGUGUUCAGGUAGAUGGAAAUUACAAGACCUACCUCCAGGCCAUUGGGGACUUGAAUAACCUAUUCCACUCCCGUGUGAGGAAUAUCUUUCAUCAGAAUGAUACCAUCUACAAACUUUCUUCCAAUGGCCGCUUGUCCAAACAAGCUUGUCAACUUGCCCAUGAUCACACAGAUGGAGUGAUCAAGCUAAGAAAGGAUGAGCUGCAGGAUGAGGGAGAACUGGAAAAGAUCAAGAAGAAGAGGCGUUUGGAUUUUCUGGAUAUCCUCUUAUUUGCCAGAAUGGAAAAUGGGGACAGCAUGUCUGACAAGGACCUACGUGCUGAGGUGGACACAUUCAUGUUCGAGGGCCAUGACACCACAGCCAGUGGAGUCUCCUGGAUCUUCUAUGCUCUGGCCACACACCCUGAGCACCAACAGAGAUGCAGAGAGGAAGUUCAGAGCCUCCUAGGGGAUGGAUCCUCUAUCACCUGGGAUCACCUAGACCAGAUUCCCUAUACCACAAUGUGUAUCAAGGAGGCCCUAAGGCUCUACCCACCUGUCCCAGGCAUUGUCAGAGAACUCAGUACAUCUGUCACCUUCCCUGAUGGACGCUCUUUACCCAAAGAACUCCUUGGAAUCUUCAAUUUGUCUAUCUGGAUGUCUGUGAAGGAAAGAAUGAAGGAGUUUCCUCACUCCCUGAUGACUGACUUCUUUGUCUCUAGCAUAUGAUAGAAGUGGAACCCCACAGCUGUUUUCUGCUGACCUUUUGCUGUGGCUUGGUAUUUGUUCCCUCAAAAACUCAUACAUUUAUGUAAUUUCCAGAGUCACACGUUAAUGGAGUUGGGAGGGUGAAAGCUUUGUUAAUUUAUGUUGAUCUUGGUGGUGCUGUAAAUUGUACAGAAGGAUUCUUGGUUGCUAAGCAUGUGCCCUAGGACUGACCUACUUAUCCCAACCCAAGAUGGAUAAACUUAGCUUGACUAUGUUUAGAGGUAGAUCCACUAGGUAGUGGAUGGAUUAGAUUAGGGUUGGUCUCUCAUUGUUCUAUAUAGUGGAUUCAGAAACAGAAAGAGAGAGACCACAAAGAGAUUUACAGCUGUCCUCACCAUGAUAGGAUGAAACCAAGGGGAGGGAGCGGUUUGAACUUUCAACUCCAAAUCUGUGACUAGAUAAGCAUCUUUUAUUUACAAAGUAGUGUGUGUGUGGGGGGGUGAAAAUUCUUCUCAAGGAAACCUUUGAAUAUGUUAUUUUUACUUUAUCUAUCAAGUACUAUUCACUGGGAUGUACAGGAUAAAGAACCAGUCAGGGUCUAGGAAGAUGUGUUCCUUUUAUGACACAAAGCAAGUGAAAGAGAUCAAUGAAUUCCAUGUGAGUCAUAUGUGAUUCCAUCUCUGAGAAGCACUAGGGUUGAUGGCAAAGAUGAACUGAUCAACAGAUACAAGACCCCUGCAAUGUCAGGAAAGUAACCCUUCUCUCAGCUCAUUAUGUCAAAACCCUAGGACUGCCACUUCCUGCUUUGGUGAUAUGUAAUCCCUCUCUGAAACUUUAGUACCUAUCUUAGUUAGGGUUUCACUGCUGUGAACAGACACCAUGAUCAAGGCAAGUUUUAUAAAAAACAAC